AUGAUACGAAGAAACGUUCAUUCGUUAAACCGGAUGGUGAUUCUUCGAAUGAUGAACUAAGUUCUACUAUUUCAAGAAAAAAGUUUAAACAUAAAUCAAAUUCGUUUAAUUUUCUCGACGAUCUCGCGGAAGAAUCCGCAGAUGAAGAUUAUGUUCCUACAAUGGUUAUAGAUAAUAAGAAAGAUAAAACAAAAGAUGAAUCAAACAGAAGAGAAUCAUCUUAUCUUGAUACCGAUGACGAUGAAAUAUCAGGAGAAAGAAAGUCAAAAGAUGGUGAAAUCAUGAGCCCUAAGGAUAGUUUACCAAAAUCAGUUUCUAUUGAGAAAGCUUCUGAGAGUUCAAUGGACGUAAACGGUACUUCUGAUAAGUUUGACUUCGAAUCUAUAUUAGAUAAAGACGCAGGUUUAGAUGAUUAUGUUGCCGUAGAUAAACCAAGAUAUUCACCAAAAAAGAAGCAGCAGCAAAGGCAGAUAAUAAUUCACGAAGAAUCAAGUAGUAUUGCUGAGCUUCAACCGCCUUUUCAGCCUGGAUCAUCGGUAAUGAAAAAUAGUCGUCGAUAUUUAGCUGUCAAUUGGCUUGGUUGUAUUCACUCAGUAAAUAAUACUACUUUUCACUCGGUAAAUGUUGAAUAUAAUAACAAAACACAAUUCAGAGGAUAUAAUUUUCGUGACGAUAUUGGUUAUACUAUGGCUUGUCUUGGCACACACGGAGUACUUUUUGCGGUAGGAUCUGAUAACGGGAAUCCAAGUAUAUUAUAUUAUAAGCCAAAUAAUAGUUGGGGACCAAAAGGUGAAUGGAUGAAAACACUUCCCAUAGAUGAAGAAAUAAUAGCCAUUGCUUUAAGUGAUCAAUCAAUAGCUAUCGCAACUUCCAAUAAUUAUUUGCGAUUCUUUUCUCUUAAUGGAUUUCAAGAUUACAUAUUUGCUUUUCCUUCUAUCGUUUGUAUGGCGGCAUAUAAUAAUUUACUUCUGGUCGCUUAUCAUUUAAGUAUAGCUCAUAAAGGUUCGCAAAAUCUUGGAUAUGUUUUGUAUGAUAUGCAUGAUCGUGGUGAUAUACAAAAAGACUUUUUGCCGAUAUCUAAAGAAUCAACUUUGAAAUGGCUAGGCUUUUCUGAAGAAGGAUUACCAACAAUGUUUGAUUCUAAAGGUGUCCUUUAUAUACUUCAUGAUCAUCGAGUAUACAAACAAGCAAGAUGGGUACCUGUGUUAGAUACCGCCAAUAUUGUAAAAGAGCCUAAAUCUGAUGCAGAUAGCUCGAAAUCAUUAAAAAGAAAUUCGGAUGUCAUUGAUUUAGAUGACAUCUCAGAAAAUAAGGCAGAAAAAGAUGAAGAAAAAGAGAUUGAGGAAAAGGAGAGAGAGAAAGAAAAAGAAUGGAUAUAUUGGCCAGUUGCGGUUAUGGAAUCUAAAUUAAUGUGUUUUAUUCUUAAGUAUGGUGAUGAUGUUCCCCGCUAUCCCCGACCAGCAUACGAUGAGGUUAAUUGGCAAAUACCGCUCUUGCAUCUUGAUAAUAAAAACGGACACUAUGAAGAAAGAUGGAUGCGUGAAUCUAUUAUAUCGAGCUUCCAAUAUCAAGAAGCCAAGGCAAAGAACGAGUUAAAUGAAGAGAAGAUUAUACAAUUAAAGAAGAAAGAAAGAAAUGCUAACAAAAUUAUAAUCGAAUUAAUAAUGAUGGCUGUCAGUGAAGAAAAAUAUGAACGUGCCUUGGAUUUAGCUAAAUUAUUAAAUUCAGUGAGAUUCUUGGAGUCUGCUCUAAAAAUUGCCGAAUUUUACCGAGCUCCAAACUUAGCUGAAAAAAUCAAUAAGUUGAAAUCAGAAAAAAUUAGGGAAAAAGAAAGAUCAAUAUCACGAAGACAAGGGAGAAAAAAUACUUUAUCAAAUAGAGCAACAUCGUAUUCACAACCCUUGGCAAGCACAGACGCUUCUACAUAUGUAUCCGAUCUUAAUCACAACAAUAUGAGCGAGUCGUCGCAGUAUGAAGGGAGACAAAUACCUUCAUUAAAAAGAAGCGCAAAAGAUACGAACGAUGAAAAGAAACAGGAAGAUAAUGAUGAUUUGCCAAAACUUAAGAAAUCAGCCCCACCUAUAAGUUCCUACUUUCUGAAAAAGUCUACUUUGGAUGCUCCAUUUAAUUGUUCAAAUACAAACCCUUUUAUAGUGGACGAUGAAAAGCCAGAUGCACUUAGUAAAGAAAGAGCACCUGAAAAACGAAUGAAAGAAAAAAAUAACGAAAAUAAAUAUUCACAAGAUCAGAAUCAAGAAAACGAAGCAGGGCACGGAUCAGAACAGAAAAAAGAAGAAAAUGAACGGCCUAAUGAUGAAAUAUCAGAAAGCUAUUUAAUGGAUAAUAAGAAAUCUGAAUUUGAUAUAUCGCACGAAACCGAAAAAAAUAUAAACAGCGAAGUACUGAAUAUAGAUGUUGUGGAAGAAUCAAAUAAUAUGGAUAUUGAUGUGGAAAAGGAAACUAUUGAAUGUUUUGAUUAGAUGAUAAUAUAUUAGAUUUGAUAGAAUUAAUAUUGUUUUGAUAGAAUUAAUGUUGUUUUAAUAGAAUUAAUAUUGUACGAGUUUUAUUGUUUUUUGUCGGUU
Rhizophagus irregularis DAOM 181602=DAOM 197198 is the source of this 2582-nucleotide messenger RNA. RefSeq lists its product as uncharacterized. Gene Ontology annotation, biological process: DNA repair; mitotic cell cycle; DNA-templated DNA replication. Gene Ontology annotation, cellular component: nuclear replication fork. The record is from RefSeq and is a predicted model, not a curated record. NCBI's taxonomy places the organism in Eukaryota, Fungi, Glomeromycota, Glomeromycetes, Glomerales, Glomeraceae. Gene Ontology annotation, molecular function: chromatin binding.